AUGAGUCUCUUUGGAGAAGAAGGCUCCGACAAGAGUGAGCAGGCACACUCUUCAGAAUGUGGUUCAACAUCCAGGGCGCUCUCUAUGUCAAUACCAUAUGUUUUAGUCUUUCGUGAACUAGCCUUGUUUGCUUCCUCUCUGUUUCGGAUGUCCAUCCAAUCUCUGAUUCCAGUCCAUAACUUCCUUGAAUAUAGCUCCUCUUGUUCUUCUCUGGCUAGGAAGUCACUUAUAUGGCCAUCUUUCUUAAGCCUUGUUAAAGGAAUCUCAUUAAUGUGUAUCAUCAACAGCGCACUCUAUCUUACUUUAUUCAAGUCUAUAGCUAGGGAAUUCCAAUCCUAA
Beta vulgaris subsp. vulgaris (sugar beet) is the source of this 339-nucleotide messenger RNA. NCBI's taxonomy places the organism in Eukaryota, Viridiplantae, Streptophyta, Magnoliopsida, Caryophyllales, Amaranthaceae. The record is from the annotation of a RefSeq genome assembly.